AAAAGGUGAACAUAAAUCCGUAAUACGGCAUGCUAAAAUAAUGUACUUAGUACUUACAUACUACUGAGUUCUGAGUAGUAAGUAUGUGCUGCCGUCUAGACAAUACAGUAUAAAAGAAUAUAAUCCUGUUGUGUAUUGUUAGUAUUUAGUCGUAUGAUAGUGAUUAUUGUUUAGACAUUAGUGUGCAAUUUAUCUUUCUUUCAUUAAUUAACAUUAGUAUUUUCCUAGAAAAGAAACAAAGAUAUCAUCACCAUGGAAGAUGAACCAUUGGAACAUCAACCCGAAUUGCCUAAAUUGUCUAGAAAAAAGCCAAGAGGGCUUUUAAGACAAGAAAAAUUAAAGGAUCUAAAAAAUAAAAAAAAACAGCAAAAAAAGGACAGAAAGUUUAGAAAAGCAAGUGGUGAUCCUAAGCAGAUACCUCGUACAAUUGAAAACACAAGGGAACACGAUUCAACAAUUUUCCAUUCUGAUGAUGAAGACUAUGACACUAAGGCUGAAGAUCUAGCUGCUGAAUUUGAAAAUGACGAGUUUGCCGAGUACUACACCAAACUUUAUAAACCUAAAGUAUUAAUUACAUAUAAAGAAAAACCUCUUAGGAAAGUUAGAGAAUUUGGAAAAAUUUUAACUGAAAUUAUUCCUAACUCUGUUAGAGUGUUUCGUCGCGAUGCUUCAGUAAAAGAAACAAUGCAAGCUGCUAUUAAUAAAGGUUAUACAGAUUUGAUUGUUUUAAAUGAAGACCGUAAUGAACCAAAUGGUCUUAUACUUGUACAUUUGCCUAAUGGUCCAACAGCUUAUUUUCGUUUAAGUAACGUAAUAUUUCCAAACAAACGACAACGUAAAGAAUUUACUAAUCAUAGACCUGAAGUGAUAACUACUAAUUUCACAACUGGGUUAGGUAAAACUGUUGCACGGAUGUUAGGCGCUGUUUUCCAUCAAGAUGCAGAGUUUAAAGGAAGACAUGUAGUUACUAUGCACAAUCAAAGAGAUUAUAUAUUUGUCCGCCAUCAUAGAUACAAGUUUCUAAAAAACAAACCGUCACUCAGGGAACUUGGACCUAAGUUUACUAUGCGGUUACAAUAUAUUCAAGAAGGUUUAUAUGACCCAAAAUGUGGAGAAUAUAGAUGGAUUAUGACUGAUAAGAGACAUAAAAUUGAAACCAGUCGCAGAAGAUUUUUUUUGUGAUUAUUUCUAUUUGUAUUUUUAUUAAAGAAUUUAAAAUGAUUAUAAAAAUUGACAAACUAAAUAAAAAAAUGUAAAAUUAUGAA
Messenger RNA from Adelges cooleyi (spruce gall adelgid), 1265 nucleotides. Its product is annotated as probable ribosome production factor 1. Gene Ontology annotation, molecular function: rRNA primary transcript binding. The record is from RefSeq and is a predicted model, not a curated record. Lineage: Eukaryota; Metazoa; Arthropoda; Insecta; Hemiptera; Adelgidae. Gene Ontology annotation, cellular component: preribosome, large subunit precursor; nucleolus. The transcript has 2 exons. Gene Ontology annotation, biological process: maturation of LSU-rRNA; maturation of 5.8S rRNA. The coding region runs from base 253 to 1182 and encodes 309 amino acids.